AUGGCUCCUCCGAAUACGCAUCCAAUAUCUAAGGAUACCCCUGAUAUAGAGUCGAUUUUAUCACUCAAUCCUAGAGUUAACAAGAAUGCUAAGGCUGUGCCAUCUUAUGAUACCAAGAAGAAUAAGGCUAAUUGGAAGAGAAAUGGUGACAAGGGUUGUAAUGGAUGUGGUCCUAAUUUAGAUAGUGACUUCAGAGAUAUCAAACACACAACUUUGAGCGAACGCGGAGCUUUACGCGAAGCAUGGAGAUGCUUGAAAUGUGCUGAUGCUCCCUGUCAGAAGAGUUGUCCAACGCAGCUUGAUGUUAAAACCUUCAUUACUAGUAUUUCCAAUAAGAACUAUUAUGGUGCUGCUCGACAAAUUUUGUCUGAUAAUCCUUUGGGUUUAACUUGUGGAAUGAUCUGUCCUACAUCAGAUUUGUGUGUCGGAGGCUGUAACUUGCAAGCUAGCGAAGAGGGUGCUAUCAACAUUGGUGGUCUUCAGCAGUAUGCUUGUGAAGUUUUCAAAAAAAUGAAUAUUCCCCAAAUCGUCUCAAAAGAAAUUCGUGAAAGUCGCAACGAGUCGCACAAACAGCCCAUAGCUCUGUUAGGAUGUGGACCAGCAUCUAUUUCUUGCGCUUCAUUCAUGGCUCGUCUUGGAUACACAGACAUUACCAUUUACGAGAAAAGAGAUUAUGUAGGAGGAUUGAGUUCUUCUGAAAUUCCUCAGUUCCGUCUUCCGUAUGAUGUAGUUGAUUUCGAAAUCCAAUUAGCUAGAGACAUUGGUGUGAAAAUUGUGACUGGUAGAACGUUGAGCAAAUCAGAUAUCACCCUUGAAGGUCUCAAGAAGGACGGCGUGAAAGCAGCUUUCGUUGGAAUCGGAAUGCCAGAGCCUAAAAAGAUUGGAAUAUUCCAAGGACUUGAGCAAAGUCAUGGGUUCUACACUUCUAAAGAUUACCUCCCACUUGUCGCUGCCGCCAGUAAGCCUGGUAUGUGCGGAUGCAAACAAACUCCCUUGCCAACAAUGCGUGGACGUGUUAUUGUACUUGGAGCUGGUGAUACUGCUUUCGAUUGUGCCACUUCUGCACUUCGUUGUGGAGCUAGCCGUGUAACAGUUGUAUUCCGUAAAGGUUUUACUGGUAUUCGUGCAGUGCCUGAAGAGAUGGAAGCAGCAAAAGAGGAAAAGUGUGAAUUCAUGCCUUUCUGUGCUCCUCGUGAAGUGAAUGUUAAAGACGGACGUAUCGUCAGUAUGUCCUUCUAUAAAACAGAGCAAGAUGACGAAGGAAACUGGUACGAAGAUAAAGAGCAACCUCUGACACUUAAAGCUGAUUACAUUAUCUCCGCUUUCGGAUCAACAUUGGUUGACAAGGAAAUCAUUGAUGCACUAGCUCCAAUAAAAUUGAACAGAUGGGGCACACCAGAAGUUGAUAAGAGCACUCAGGGAACCUCAGAACCUUGGAUAUUUGUCGGAGGUGAUGUUGGUGGAGUAGCUGAAACUACUGUUGAAUCAGUCAAUGAUGGAAAAGUUGCUGCUUGGCACAUGCACAAGUACUUACAAUCAUUACACGGUGUUGAUGUUGGUUCAGAAGUCAAGUUACCCAUGUUCACAACUCCCGUGGAUGAGGUUGACGUUUCGGUAGAAAUGUGUGGAGUGAAGUUUGAGAACCCCUACGGGUUAGCGUCAGCUCCUCCUACUACCUCAGGACCUAUGUGUCGACGUGCUUUCGAACAGGGAUGGGGAUUCAUUUUGACUAAAACAUAUGGACUCGAUAAGGACUUGGUUACUAAUGUUUCUCCCCGUAUAGUUCGUGGUUCCACAAGUGGUCCGGUGUUUGGUCCUAAUCAAGGCUCAUUCUUAAACAUUGAACUGAUCUCGGAAAAGUCUGCUAACUAUUGGUUGCAAUGCAUUCGUGAAUUGAAAAGAGAUCAUCCCACCAAGAUUGUCAUUGCCAGUAUCAUGUGCGUCUUUAACAAGGAAGAUUGGGAAGAGCUUGCUACUCGAUCCGAAGAAGCCGGAGCUGAUAUUCUCGAAUUGAACUUGUCUUGCCCUCAUGGUAUGGGUGAGAAAGGUAUGGGUUUGGCAUGUGGACAAGAUCCUAACAUAGUACAAACUAUUUGCUCGUGGGUGAAGGCUGUUGUGAAGAUUCCAUUCUUCCCCAAAAUGACUCCUAACAUCACUGAUGUUCGUGCUAUCGCCAGAGCUGCCAAGGACGGAGGUGCCUGGGGUGUCACAGCUACCAAUACUGUUUCCGGAUUGAUGCACAUGAAGGCUGAUGGAACAUCUUGGCCAUCGAUUGGUCAAGAGAAGAGAACUACUUAUGGAGGAAUGUCUGGAUCUGCUAUCCGCCCUAUCGCUUUGAAGGCAGUAUCUGCUAUUGCAAACGAUUUAGAUGGCUUCCCAAUCAUGGCUACUGGUGGAAUCGAAAGCGCCGAAACAGGCUUAGCUUUCUUGAGCGCUGGAGCUUCAGUUCUUCAGAUCUGCUCUGCAGUUCAGAACCAAGAUUUCACUGUUGUGGAAGAUUACAUUGUCGGUCUCAAAGCUUUGUUAUACUUGAGGGGAUGUGCUUCAUUGAGAAAUUGGGAUGGUCAAUCUCCACCAGUGGAGAAACAUCAAAAAGGAAAACCUUUGCUUUUGAAAAAUUCGGGUCUUCCCAAUUUCGGUCGUUUCUUAGAAGAAAAACAAAGACAAGAACAAGAGAUACUUAAGCAGAGCGAUUUGUUAUCAACCACUGAUAUCGAAUUCGCUAAGCGACCUGCUGAGGUUCCGGAGAGAAUUCCAACUGUCCAAGAUGUUAUUGGUAAUGCUUUACCUCGUAUUGGACCCUACGUCACUUUGGAUAACCAGCAACAGAAAGUAGCUGUCAUCGAUGACGAUAUGUGUAUCAAUUGCGGAAAGUGUUAUAUGACUUGUAACGACAGUGGAUAUCAGGCUAUUCGUUUCGAUCCUGGUACUCAUGUGGCUUCUGUCGUUGAAGAUGACUGCACUGGAUGUACUCUCUGUUAUAGUGUUUGCCCUAUUCCUGAAUGUAUUCAAAUGGUUCCACGGAAAGGAGCGUGGAAAGCCCCAAAGAGAGGUCCUUUACCUUACGAAGAGCCAGGCACCCCUAAAGUAGUUCAAGUCGAUGCUCGUGGUAGAGUUCUUCUGAACUGA
Messenger RNA from Auanema sp. JU1783, 3129 nucleotides. The record is from the annotation of a GenBank genome assembly. NCBI's taxonomy places the organism in Eukaryota, Metazoa, Nematoda, Chromadorea, Rhabditida, Rhabditidae.